This is a messenger RNA of Apis cerana (Asiatic honeybee), 1532 nucleotides long. Its product is annotated as structural maintenance of chromosomes protein 6. NCBI's taxonomy places the organism in Eukaryota, Metazoa, Arthropoda, Insecta, Hymenoptera, Apidae. The record is from RefSeq and is a predicted model, not a curated record.
UUUAACGAAGCUACUCCAUAUUCAAACACAAGUGCCAGAGUUCACAGACGAUUAUGCGAUAUAACUUCACUCGUCGAGAAUGCUUCAUCUUGCGACUGUUCCAUUCCGAUAGCAGGUCAAGGAUUGUACAAGACAAAAGGAUUUCCAACAUGUUUUUUGAAUCCUCUACCCGAAAGUCUUUGUUCCCCACGCGGGGUUUGCGGCAUUGCUCAAUGUACAGCGAGCACGAUCAAAGGAAUACACACAUCUCAAUGUGACCCAAAUUGCCAUCAGAGACAACCGGUAAUAUUAUUCCGUUUCGGGCGUUAAAUAAUAGCGGCUUGAGAUAAUUAAAUUCAAUUUGCAUCAUUUCUCUCAAUCGUUUCGAACUUAACUUCAAGAAAUUAAUUACUUUUUUAGUUUUGCGAGGAAAUCGGCCCUUCGACCUCAGUCCCGGCAGAAAUUAACUCCUUAUGGUCACGGUGGUCGACACCAAAAUGCAACAACAGUUGCGGUAGAGGAUUCAUGGUAGAAAUUGCAUCAUGCCAAGAUCAAAGGAAAACCAGCCAUAGACUGCAUCGGGCCAGGAUCGUUUUGGUGAGCCUACGCUCCUUUCAGGAAGUUCCCUCCAAUUCCUUGACCAUGACGAAAGGUGUGAACUUUUCUAGCUGCCCGGAUACCUUCGUUAAAUGUUAUUGCGAAGUAAACACCGUUGAUGGAAUUAUGAGAGCGACCAGACUCACAGAACCUUGCAUUUCUAUCGAAGGGUGUAUCGCAAGUAACUCUGGAACAUUCACUUUUGAAGGAGAACUCGAUCCUGGUAACAACAUAGACUUGGACGAUGUUUAUGAGAAUGAUGAUCGUGAAAGGUUCGAAGACACGUUGUGUUACUCAGACUCGGUGCGAAUGCCGCGACGUAAUCUUCUGCAAGUUCGCGGCGUGGAGCAGGAGGACGACUACGUGGUACGCGAAAAUAGAGUCGAGAACAACAAGUUUAAAGACGACCGCGGUUAUCGUUCCGUUCUGAGAAGGCGGUCAGGCGACGAGGCCAACUACAGAAACCAAGACGAGGAGGAGGACUUGGAGGACGAGGAUGAGGACGGGGACGAUGAGAAAAGAGUUUUUUUCGCCGUUGCAAGGCCCGAUGAUGACGACGACGACGACGACGACGACGAGGACACGAUCGGGUUCAGAGACUCCGCGAAGGGUCGCCGGAUUGAAGAGGCAAGGUCCGAUUACGCGGCGAUUGCGUUCGAGGGUAAGCCAGAGGUCGACGAACUGCAGAGGAAUGGGCAUGUGCAGAUCAGGGCCGCAGCUGAUGAUGAGGAGUGUGAGGACGAAGUCACGGAAAUACUGCAAUAUUACGAUUAUGAAUCUACCGCCGGAACUAUACAAAUUGGGCUCGCCUUGGAACUUGUUGCAUUGAGUAUCUUAUUCUGGCUCCUUGAAUUUUAAAUGGACAAGUGAGGAUGGAUUGAAUCCGCAUAAUUGAGAUUGAGUGUGAUGAUAUUUCAGCUUGAUCAAAUAUAAAAAUAAAGAAAUUUUGGAAUUGA